Messenger RNA from Ostrea edulis (European flat oyster), 1362 nucleotides. RefSeq names its product techylectin-5B-like. The transcript is spliced from 13 exons. Bases 36 to 1358 code for a protein of 440 amino acids. The record is from RefSeq and is a predicted model, not a curated record. Lineage: Eukaryota; Metazoa; Mollusca; Bivalvia; Ostreida; Ostreidae.
GUUUGCAGUCAUUAUCUUUAACACAAUAGUGUACUAUGUUCAACAAAAAGUUGUUAGCUGUGUUAGUGGUACUAGCGUUGACGGCUCAUAGUAACGAUGCAUUAUUUUGCUUGAGCUGCACAGCGACCGUCUCCCCGCGGCACUGUCAUACUUUACAAAAGUGUGAGGACGGAAAGGUUUGUUUUACCCAGAGGUAUUCAGGAAUCAAUGGAGAAGUUUUAUAUGACACUGGGUGUCAUACACCGUCUAUUUGUUCGAAAAGGACUACCCAGCAUUUAGUAAAGAGCCUGAGUCAUAACCCCGCCUACCCCCACACAGAACAGUGUGUAGAGUGCUGCUCAUCGGAUGCAUGCAACCAUAAAGGAUGCGGAAGUCCAGAUUAUCCAACCAGACGAGGUCCUCUUUGUUUCAACUGUCAGCAGUCGGUAGAUCCUACCUUCUGUAGCUCUGUUCAAGUCUGUGACGAAAAUGAAAUAUGUCAUUUACACGAGGAAGUGGAAUUUGGAGAAUCGAUUUUUGUCCAAUCGUGUUCCCAAAAGCACAUUUGUGAUAGCGGAAGUCCUUACGUAUUUGGAAAGCGAUCGACAGAACGAUGCCUGAAGUGUUGCAAUUCUGAUCUUUGUAAUGGAGAGUGUGCAGCUGUAACGACAACAACAACGACGACGACAACGACGACGACACUUCCAACGACGACACUUCAAUAUUCCUCCCCGUUUGAUUGCUGGGAAAUCUUUCACAAUGGAUUUAACACCACGGGGAUUUACCAGAUAUAUCCCUGGGGACCCGGUAAAAAAUCAAUCGACGUGCUCUGCAACAUGGAUGUCGACCCUAAGGGUUGGACGGUAUUUCAAUGGCGGCACCCUUUGACAGAAAACUUUACCAGGAACUGGGAAGAAUACAAAAACGGAUUUGGUAAUGUGUCUGGAGAAUUUUGGCUCGGUAAUGAGGUACUACACCUUUUGUCUACAGCACACCCAACACAGUUUUACAUUGGUAUUUCAAGUACUAACGGAGGGUCGUGGUAUGAAAAGUUUGAUAACAUGACAGUAGCCUCCGAAAGUGAUAACUACCGGAUUACUUUGGGAAAUGCUUCUGGAACAGCUGGAGACCACAGUACACAAAUAGAUCAUGCUGGGGGAAUGAAUACUCUCCAGUUCUCAACAUACGAUAGAGACAACGACGCCAAUCCGAACAGCUGUGCGGCUAACUACAAAGGAGGAUGGUGGUUUAACUAUUGUCAUUAUGUUUUUCUAAAUGCUGCCCGUGGAUUUUCUUAUGCAGAAACCAUAUAUUCGAAUAGAAUAUCUAAUAUGAGCAGUUUCAAUUCAUCUAUUCUAAUGAUCACCCGGAUGUACUAGAAAA